AUGCAGCCUUAUUUUACAGGCAGCCACAGGCAACCACGCAGAGUGCAAAUCUCUGGCUCCAACGCCACCCAGAAGUCAAGCAGUCGUGUACUCGAAGACGCACGUCAUCAACGUCAUCAAAGGGAGUUACACAGGCAGAAAGAGGAAUACGCCGUGUUUAUUCAAUCUCGAUGUAGAUGUUUCAUCACCCAGAAAUUGCUUCACAACGAGAAUUUCCUUGAAUUUCAAAACCUCUCUCUCUCACCUUUUAAAGACUACACCCGUCUGACUAGAUUGAUGUCUUUUUCUCGCUUUGAUAGCCCCGAUGUCAUUCGCUGGAUCGAUAUAACGAAUCACUCUUUAGAUAGCUUCGUCGGGGUGGAUGAUAGUUUGAUUCUGUUAUCUCUACUCCAAGUUAUCAGGCUCGACGUCAUUGAUCACCCUUCCCUUCGUCCUCUCCUUCUCAAUUUGUCUCAAAUUCCAAAAAUGAAGACUUUUCUCCUUCAAGUCAGGGUUAUAUCCCGUUUAGUAGAAAAGCUAGAACAAGUGCCACAUGACAUCAGCAAAUCCAAUCCCAUGGUAAAUAACUUGAUGGAUCAACUAUCUCAUCUUAUCAAUCAUUUUGCAUCCCUCGACGAAAUGCUCUACUUCCUGUCCAUCCCCCACUUGCCUACAAGAAUACCGAUAGCCUACAUAGCUCGUAUCUCUGCUAUCUUACCAUUCAAUCUCUUGUUAGCCCACUCGCUCACCCUGGAAGCUAAUAACCUACGUUCACAGUGGUCACUCGAACGACGUAUAUCAUUCGUUGGUAACUUGCUUACGUUUUGUAAAGCAAGAAUCACCACAUGGACUAAGGAUCAAGUCAAUAAUUGGCUAUUACUCCUGUCGAAUGAGGUGAUUGCACUUCCUGAGCUUAGCGAGUUAAGUAAAUCCGAAACUAAACGUACUGUCUUUUUAGACUCGGAUGAUGAGGAUAAUGAGGAUCUGGUACAAUUAAAACAUGGAAUUCAUCCUCGUCUUCUCAAGAGACUGGAUUUGCUUACUGAUAAAUCACACAUCACCACACUCAUCACUUUAUCAAACAAGUUUUCAUCCAUCAGACAACAGCUCUUUAAUUACCUAGCUAUCACAAUAGAAAAGUAUCCUCACAAACGUGAUGAUCUGAUCCACGCCAUACUUUACACCCCCUCAUCAUCGUCGUCAUCUCGUAGUGUUGGUGGACCCGGUGUCAUACGCGAGCUCUGGAGAGCGUCCGUCCGUGGUAGUCCCUUGGCUAGAGUAUCCCUAUCUUCGCCAAGAGGGUUUGUCAAGUUUCUCGGUAAACUGUCAGAAAGAAAAGAUGAUCAAAGCAAUUUGCUUAGUUUCAUUCUUCUAGUAUACUUGUAUUCAAGAUUGCUGGUCACACUCCCUGAUGCAGACUUCCACGCACCAAACUCCCCUAAUCAGGCUUUGUCAAUCGACGAAGUCAUCAGCUUGUCUUCUAUACUGCGCAAUGUCACAUUUGCGCUGUAUACUGCAGAGAACAUACAAAGCGAUACAUUACCAGCUUUGGGAUUCAGAAUGAUGUCUGUUAGAUCGAUACUUACGAAACUUGCUCGACAAAUACAUCAGCGCGACUCGAGGAAACAGUUCACUACCCCAGGACAUUGGCUCAUGACGUCUGAGCUCGACUUAAGAGCAUUCUGCGAUGCUGUCAUUGCCGAAGAAAGGAAGCUUGAAGAUGAAGAUAGCGAUGUUGAGAUGAUGGAUGUCGAUAUGCGCAGAGGUGGUCUAAGAAGGUACAGAAAUACAAAGACGCUUUCGAAGCAGCAAUUGGCCCAGAUUUCUCCAAAGCUAGGUAUACUGAACAACAUCCCCUUCGUUAUUCCCUUCGAUUCUCGUGUAAGUGUGUUUAGGGAACUCAUCAGAUACGACGAAAUUCGCAACAACGUCGAUAGUAUAUUUGAUAGAGUCAAGGCUGAUAUCAGGCGUGAUAAUGUUGCUGAGGAUGGAUUUAACCAACUCAACAUACCAGGAGAUCAACUGAAAGGAAAGGUAUUUAUUCGAUUCUUUGAUCAGUGGGGUAAUUUGGAAGCUGGUGUCGACGGAGGUGGUCUAUUUAAGGAAUUUUUGACAAGCUUGGCUAAAGAAGUAUUUGACACUGAUAGAGGGUUAUGGCUUUCUAACGAAAAACGUCUGCUGUAUCCAAACCCUCACUCAUACGCCAAGGAACCCUCGCAGCUAGACUGGUAUCGCUUUCUAGGUAAGAUUAUCGGAAAGGCACUCUAUAGUGGUAUACUGCUCGAUAUAGGCUUCGCCGAGUUUUUCCUUGCCAAGUGGAACGGCAGACAGUCUCACCUCGAUGACCUUGCGUCACUCGAUCCUCAACUCUACGAUGGGUUACUGUAUCUGAAGAAUUACCCCGGCGAUUCACAAGAUUUGGCAUUAACGUUCGCGGCAUCUGAAGAAGAGUUUGGAGUAACGCGUACAAUGGACCUCAUUCCAAAUGGACAGAACAUCACAGUGACGAGAGACAACAAGAUACAGUACAUACAUCUCGUAUCGCACUACCGUCUCAAUACACAAAUAGAGCCACAGUGCAACGCAUUUUUCCAGGGACUGUCUAGUAUCAUUGAUAACAAGUGGUUGAGGAUGUUUGAUCAGCAGGAGCUAGGUGUAUUGAUUGGAGGUGCUGAAAGUGAUAUUGACCUCGAUGACCUCAAGAAGCAUACCGUGUAUAACAACUACAGCGAAGCAGAUGAGGUAGUAAUUAACUUCUGGUCGGUUGUUCGUUCGUUCAAUCAGCGUGAGAAGGAGCUGCUGCUUUCGUUUGUUACAUCUUGUCCCCGGGCCCCUUUACUUGGAUUUAGGGAACUGAGGCCGUUCUUCGCUAUUUCGAAAGCAUCAGAGGAUGAUUCGUGGCUACCGACAGCUAGUACAUGUGUCAAUUUGCUCAAAUUGCCGGCAUACUCGAAUAAGGAGAAGCUGAGGGAUAAGCUAUUGGCGGCAAUAACAUCAGGCUCAAGAUUUGAGAUUACAUAA
Messenger RNA from Wallemia ichthyophaga EXF-994, 3000 nucleotides. Its product is annotated as putative E3 ubiquitin protein ligase. The transcript has 6 exons. Bases 1 to 3000 code for a protein of 999 amino acids. The record is from RefSeq and is a predicted model, not a curated record. Gene Ontology annotation, biological process: protein polyubiquitination; ubiquitin-dependent protein catabolic process. Gene Ontology annotation, molecular function: ubiquitin protein ligase activity. NCBI's taxonomy places the organism in Eukaryota, Fungi, Basidiomycota, Wallemiomycetes, Wallemiales, Wallemiaceae.